Stylophora pistillata is the source of this 574-nucleotide messenger RNA. Its product is annotated as LYR motif-containing protein 2. Lineage: Eukaryota; Metazoa; Cnidaria; Anthozoa; Scleractinia; Pocilloporidae. The record is from RefSeq and is a predicted model, not a curated record. Gene Ontology annotation, cellular component: mitochondrion.
CUAGGCCAUCUCAUGAGGGCUCGGUUAGCCAACAUUCAAAAUGGCUGCAGGAAAGUUGCCUUCAAAUGCGCUUUCCUUGAAACAGUUCUUUCUUAGAAAGCAAGUUCUAAGUCUGUACCGUGAAAUCUUAAAGACGUUACGUGCGGUGGAAAAUGAAGAUCACAGAAAAGAACUUGCUGAUUGGGCAAGAUCAGAGUUUAAGAAAAACAAGCACGAAAAGGACGAGAUUGUCAUCAAAAUGAUGCUGUCACAUGGUCGACUCACAUUAAGAGAAAUGUCAGCAGCAAUUUACUUGGCUAAAUAAGGAUUAAAGAGGUGCUUUCAUGGCCAAACAAGUGCCCUGCACAGAAAAGUACCAACUGUAGUUAGUGAACCACCUUGUCAUAUGGUUAACAGAAAACAUGGAGACUAUUGUGACUGCAACACCCAGUGCUCAGGAGUAGAAUGGGGAGAAUCUGGUGGGAGAGACUGCAUUUGGUUAUCUGCUCUUUGUUUGAUGGUUUAGUUUAAGUUUAGUUUAAGUUUAAUUCAUUCGCCACAGGAAUGGCAGGAGAAAGGAACAGAACUCUCGUUC